Messenger RNA from Adelges cooleyi (spruce gall adelgid), 1098 nucleotides. RefSeq lists its product as uncharacterized. The transcript has a single exon. The coding region runs from base 1 to 1098 and encodes 365 amino acids. Gene Ontology annotation, molecular function: zinc ion binding; nucleic acid binding. The record is from RefSeq and is a predicted model, not a curated record. NCBI's taxonomy places the organism in Eukaryota, Metazoa, Arthropoda, Insecta, Hemiptera, Adelgidae.
AUGAACGAAAACGAAAGGACACCCAGUAACGACAAUAUAAAUUCUAACUACGACCAUAAUAGACGAAACAGAGACGAGACAAUGGAAAAAUUGCAAGGGUUAGUCGAGCAAUAUAUUGAUCAAUAUUUUCAGCGACAACCAAAUGCAUCAAAUAUUCUAAAUCAUCCACCGCCAUCGAGUACUCAAAUUGGUUUGCAAGACGCAAUUAGAUUACUCCCAUACUCUUUUGACGGAAGAGACGUUGAGCAAUUGGAAAUCUUCUUAGAAAAAUGCGAGUUUGCGGUGGAAUGCGUGGUCCCAGCAGCGGUACCACGAUUGCUGCAGGCCAUCCAAACUAAACUUACCGGAAAGGCCAGGCAAAUAACAAAAUUUAAACCUUUUGAAAGUUGGGAAGACCUUAGAGAUGCACUGAAAUCUAAUUUGGAACCACAGCGCACAACUCCACACUUAUAUUUAGAACUUUAUGCGACGAAGCAACUACCGGGAGAGGAUAUUUUGACCUAUUCAAUGAAAGUCGAAAAGUUACAAAAUCAGAUAGUAGAGCAGGAAACUUGUGAUCAACCGGUGGAGGUUGCACAAGCGAUAGAGCGAACGAUCCAAAACCAAGUCAUUCAAGUUUUUAUGGAAGGAUUGGGUAGUCUGAAAGAUUUUAUAAAGGCGCGAAAUCCUAAAUCGCUAGAAAAAGCAAUCCAAGCCGCUCGAGAAGAGGAGCGAAUAAGAAAUUCGAACCUAGGCGCUAGGCAAUUUUUAAAACCUUCUACAUCAGUGCCUUCUAACUCUAGCCAAUCAUGCCAUUCGUGUGGACGAAAAGGUCAUUUUUCUAAAUUUUGCCCACAAAAUCCUUCUACAUCAACCGGUAAAGGGAAACCGCAGAAGACCUCAAUUCCAAAUCCAAAUUCUACAGCUCCAGUUUGUAGGUAUUGUAAAAAUGAGGGGCACGUAAUUGAAGAUUGUAUUAAGAGGAGGUAUGCAAAUUCAAAAAAUAAUCGGAAAAAUUCGGAAAACACGAAACGACCUGGUCAAAGCGCACGCCCGGCCGGACAGCUGCAAGCCGCCAUCGUCCAAUUAGGAGAGUCUACACAUGCACCGCCCAGCUAA